Molecule: messenger RNA, 609 nt
Organism: Symbiodinium necroappetens
Lineage: Eukaryota; Dinophyceae; Suessiales; Symbiodiniaceae
Source: the annotation of a GenBank genome assembly
AUGCGCUCCAACCUGCACAGCAUGAGCUCCGGCUCUUGGAACAUGAGAGGUCGAGAAGGUCGAGAAGGCACUUAUAUCCGGGUAUCGAAGACUUUCUUGGAGAUGGUGCAGGUCAUGCCGGCGAUGAAUAGAUCAUGCUCGUGGCCACAGAUUGCCGAGAAGAAUGAAGAGAUCUACUGCGAAGGCUGGUUCUCGACACCGGCAUCCAUUCCCUCCAAGUCGGAAGCACAGCUCGAACAGCACGUAGAUUCAAAGAUUCGCUGGCACAGCGCACAUGGUCUGCACCCCGAUGACUCAUUGUGGAACCGUACAUCAAAACUCAUGAUCCGAAGCAUCCCAGCAAGGUGCACGUAUGAAGAGCUUGAGGCAUUGGUGAGAAUCUCUACAGCCUGCGAGUUUCAGCUUUCGUUGCCAUUGAACAAGAGUGGGAGAAAUCGCGGCUAUGCUUUCGUCACCGUACCGGAUGCUGCUUCUAUGCGCUCUUUAGUUCGUGCCAUGUGGGGGCAAAGUGUCCCAACCAGGUGCAGCAGGAGGGCCCUUCUGCUGCAGCCUGCGAACUGGGAGCAUUUGACCCAGACACAUUCAAGCUCUCAGAGUCUGGGAAAAUGA